AUGGCGGAGGUUUAUUCAUUAGGGAUGGUUAUGUUGGAGUUACUGACAGCAAAACCACCUUGUGUCUUGGGUCUGGUUGUAUUCGUGACGAUGAUACAAAACGUCCGACCUUCCAAAAUAUUGUCCGGCAGCUUAGAUGUCUUAAAGGGGCAGCAACAAGGUGUACCUGCUCAUGAGGGACAGAAGGCCUUAUCUGCUGCUGCUGGCGUCCGUCGGGAGGGUUUUGUUGUGGGGUCUCCUCCUGCUAUUUGUGCGGAUGACAGCAACUGCAACAGCAGCAGCAGCAGCAGCAGCCCCGCAGACGAGCAGCAACAACAGCAGCAGCAACAACAACAGCAACAGCAACAGCAACAGGAUGCGUGUGUGGGGCAGGAAACACGCAUGGAAGGGCAAUCGGCUGCAGCAGCAGCAGCUGCUGCUGCUGCUGCCGCUGCUGCCUCUAUGGGGGUGCCUGGGUCUCCCGCUGUUCCCACCCCGCAACCGCCCCGCACAUGCAGGGAUGCAGCAGCAGCAGCGGCUGCAGCAGCAGCGGCUGCCGCAGCAGUAGCUGCAGCACAAGCCACCGCUGCUCCUCCUGCUGCUCCGGCAGGGGCAUGCGUUCCCGCUGCAGUGAAUCUGGCAGCAGCAGCACAUGCAGCAGGUCCAAAUGUGGCUGCUGCUGCUCCUUGUGUGGGAGCAGCAGCAAGAGGGCCGGAAUUAGUAGCAGGCGCUGUAGAUGCAGCAGGAGCAGCAGCAACAGCAGCAGCAGCAGCAGCAGCCGCAGGGGAGUCUGCUAAGUCUCCCGUCGUUGCUGCCUGCCCGGCAUCAGCAGCAAAAGAAGCAGCAGCAGCAGCAGGUGUUGCUGUUGCAUCGUGGACCUCUGCGUUCUGUACGUGUGAGGAAGCAGCAGCAGCAGCAGCUGCUGCUGCUGCUACGCGACAACAAUCGCGUACCACGGGUUCAAUAGCAAGAGACACAGGAGAGCAGCAGCGGGAGUUGGCGCUGCAGGAGCAGCAGCUGCGUCAUGAGCUGGAGGUGCAGCAGCAGCUGCAGCAGCAGAAGCAGCAAAAGUGCCGUUGUGCUCUUCCCCAUACAACCAUGGCUAUGAAGGGAGACGAUGCUAGCGAUCUGCAAACAGCAGAAGCAGCAUCUGCUGCUGCUGCUGCUGCUGCUGCAGGACAAGGAUCAGCUGUAUCGAUGCCUUCGUGUGCUGCUUUCUUGGCUGGUCCUACACCAUCAGGAAGCAACAGCGGCGACAGUAUGCUGCUUGCUGCAGCAGCAUGGCCUCGUAGCGAGCAGCAGCAGCAGCAGCAGCAGCCGCAAAAGCCUAAGCGGCACCGCAAGGGGAAAGGCAAACAACAGCAGCUGCUUGUAGGUGAUGGUGAUUGUCGUUUGCUGCAGCAGCAAUUACAGCAGCAGCUGCAGCAGCAGUUACAGUUACAGCAGCAAUUACAGCAGCAGCUACAACAGCAACUACAACUGCAGCAGCAGCUGCAGCAACAGCGGAGACUACGUGCAUACACCACAAGUACUACUAGUACUAUGACUAACGGAGGCAGCUGCAGCAACAUCAGCAAGUGCGGCAGCAACAUCUGCAGCAGGAGCAGCAACGGAUGGAGCAGCGGCUGCAACAGCAACAACAGCAACAACAGUAUUAGAUCUGCUGUCUCCUCUUCUCCUCAUCGUUUGCUGCGCUAUGCUGAUUUCUUAGGGGAAGCGGCAGCAGUAGCAGCAGCAGCAGCAGCAGCAGGGAAAAGCCCUAGCAGCAGAUCGUCAACAAAAAGCGGCAUAUUUGCUGCUUCUGGGGGAAUUAGCUCGUCAGGAGGCAGCACUUCCCCAUCAAGUGCUGCUGCUGCUGCAGCAGCAGCAGCAGCAGCAGGUGGUGCACGAAAAGACAGUACUCGUUUGCUGCGGUCUGUUGCUGCUGCACCUCUUGGCAGAGUUGUAAGAAGAACAGAGGCCCCGGGGUCCUCCGGUGGACAGCUGCAGCAGCAGCAGCAGCAAGCACAGAUACAACAGCAGCAGCAACAAGUACAGAUACAAGAGCCGCAACAGGAAGUGCAGCAGCAGGCGCAGCAAGCGCAAAUGCAACAGAUACAACAGGUGCAACAGCAGCAGCAGCAGUUGCAGCAGCAGCAACAACAACAACAGCAGUUGCAGCAGCAACAACAGCAACAACCGCAGCAGUUCCAGCAGCAGCAGUUGCAACAGCAGCAACAACAGCAGCAGCAACAGUUGCAGCAGCAGCAACAACAGCAACACCAGCAGCAGUUGCAGCAGCACCAGCUGCACCAGCAGCAGUUGCAGCAACAACAGUUGCAGCAGCAAAAGUUGCAGCAGCAGCAGUUGCAACAGCAGCAGUUGCAACAGCAACAUUUGCAGCAGCAAAAGUUGCAGCAGCAGCAGUUGCAACAGCAGCAGUUGCAGCAGCAACCGUUGCAGCAGCAGCAGUUGCAGCAGCAGCAGCAGAGGGAAAAGCACCUGCUGCUGUUGCAGGGACAACGAAGGGUUGUAUCUUCGUAUGCCCUCGUGCUGCCGCCUAACGCAGGGACUACGGAGACAAGGCAGCAGCAGCCCACAGUUGCUGCUGCUGCUCCAGGCAAGCCAGCAGCAGCAGCAACGGCAGCAGCUGCAGCAGCUGCUGCCGUUGCUGCGUCGCCAGAAAAGCCAACGGUUGCAUCACCGCCACAGCUGCAGCUGCCCUGUCAUCAUGCAUGUGGCCCUAGCGAAAGCAGGGAUACUGCUGCAGCGCAACAGCAGCAGCAGCAGCAGCAACAGCAACUGCUGCAGCCUACUAGGAAAACACCAUUGGAGUUUGUUUCGUCGCUGCUGAGUAGCUUUAGCCUUGCAGGCAAAUUAGAGACAGGACAGCAGCAGCAAGGGAACGCAGCAGCAGCAGCAGAGCAACAGAUAUACGUUGCUGGCGGGAUGCACACUGGGGGAGCUUCAGCUACAACAGGUGCAGCAGCAGCAGCUGCUGCUGCACCUGCGGUUGCUACCAGCCCUUCGUGGCGGCAUUCCCCCUUAUCUAUAGCAGCAAAAGAAGCAACAGCAGCAGCAAGAGCAGCAGCAUCAAAGGCAGCAGCUGCUGCUGCAGCAACAAAGGCAGCAGCAGCAGCUGCUGCUGCAGCUGCUGCUGGAGGCAUGCGGCGUAAUGUUCUUACUGGCAUCCUUACACCAGCCGCUGCUGCACCACCAGACACACAGGGGAGACAGUUACCAUCGCUGCUGCAGCAACUGCAGCAGCAGCAGCAGCAGGGAGAGCUUUUACCGCCUCAUGCAAAAGAGGGAGUUUUUGCAACAGCAGCAGAUAAAGCGGCAGCAGCAGGGAAACCUGCAGCAGCAGCUGCUGCUGUUCCGGCUGGUUCAGCGCCCUCAGGGGUGCAGCAGCAACAACAGCUGCACCACCAGCAGCAACAGCUGCAACAGCAGCACCUGCAGCAUCAACAGCAGCAAUUGCAGCAAAAGUUGCAGCAGCAACAGUUGCACCACCAGCAGCAGCACUUGCAGCAACAGCUGCAACAUCAACAGGAGCAGCUGCAGCAACAGUUGCAGCAGCAACAUCAGCAGCUGCAGCAGCUCCAGCAGCAGCAACAACAACAACAGCAUCAGCUGCAGCAGCAGCAACAGCACCUAAGGGAGCAACAAGGACAGCAGCUGCAGCAGAAAUUGCAGCAGCAGCAGCAGCAACAGUUGCCGCACCAACAGCAGCAGCGGCAGGAGCAGCAAGACCAGCUGCAGCAGAAGCUGCAACAGCAGCAAAUUCAGCAGGUGCUGCUGCAGCGCAGCGCGGCUUUGUCCAAGCUGCAGGCCUUUUUUUAA
Messenger RNA from Eimeria maxima, 3801 nucleotides. Its product is annotated as Tyrosine kinase-like (TKL) protein, putative. NCBI's taxonomy places the organism in Eukaryota, Apicomplexa, Conoidasida, Eucoccidiorida, Eimeriidae. The transcript is spliced from 4 exons. Bases 1 to 3801 code for a protein of 1266 amino acids. The record is from RefSeq and is a predicted model, not a curated record.